This is a messenger RNA of Peniophora sp. CBMAI 1063, 2250 nucleotides long. The record is from the annotation of a GenBank genome assembly. NCBI's taxonomy places the organism in Eukaryota, Fungi, Basidiomycota, Agaricomycetes, Russulales, Peniophoraceae.
AUGGCUGAGACUCCCGACGUCGAGCUGCCCGAGCAACUGCGCUCCCUGGCCAUACUCGUAGAUGAGAAGCCGGAAUCUCUUGCCUUCAAUGACAAAACGUUGGCCGACACCGCGCUUGCUGCCGCCAAAUAUCUUUUCGACCUCGGUGUAGCCUCGGAAGAGAAGUCUGGGCCAUGCAUCGGCGAUCUUCUCUCGUCCUUCAGCCCCGCAGAGGCCCCACAGACCCGCUCGCAAACACGCGCAAGCGGCAAGCGCAAACGCGAGCCUUCGCCUCCUCGCGAGCGCCCGACGCUCCAGCGCACUUCCAUUCCUUCCCUCUUCACCGACGGCAUGGACGACGACCAGCUCUGGGCUCAGCUCGAACUCCGCUCUUCCAACGUCUGUCGAACACUGCUGCUCGCUCUGCAAGGCGCAGGCGAGGACGUUGAGCUCGAGUCUGAGCCCGACGAGCUUCCCAAGAAGCGCAAACUAUCUGCAGAUGGGGAGGAUGCGAUGUUGGAAGAGGCGGAGCUUAUGUCUCUGGACGAUGAAUCUGACGAGGACGACGAGAGCGAAGAGGAGAGUGAGGAAGAGAGUGAGGAUGGGGAGGGAGGCGACCUUGGCGAGAGUAUAACGCCCUUACGCGAUCCUUCGGACGACGAAGACGAGGAACUCGAGCCAUCACGACCAUCCAAGAUACCACGCCUGACACUCAAGGGUCCCCGACCUAGAGCAGGUGCUCAUCCUGAGCUCGAUGAUGGCUUCUUCGACCUCGCAUCCUUCAACGCUGAGACGGAAGCCGCCGAGGCCAGGUCAUCCUCACGCGGCCGUCUCAGUCGAGACUCGGACGAUGAAGAUGAGGAAGAGGAUGUCGAUAUGUUCGCAAACGUUGACGGUCCAAUGGCGUUGGAUGAGGAGGAGGGUGCGGGCGGUGAGGCAACAUAUGCGGAUUUCUUUGCACCCCCUGCAAGAACACCUGCAAAACCGAAAAGGGCUAAUGGUCCCUCACCACCACGUCGACAAUCCAAAGUGCGCUUCCAUGAAGAGGUGCGCGUCAAAAGCAUCAAAGCCCGCGGGAAGAACUUGCCGUUGUCUACAAUGGAUGCACCGGACGAAGACGAAGAGGACGAGGAGUUUGACUUCAGCUUCGACGGCGAUGAAGACGAGGACGGCGACUAUGAAGGCGGGCUCGACGAUGAUGAGGACGAGGAGGGCGAAGGUAGCGAAGGGGUCGAAGAGGAGGAGUUCUCCGGGUUUGGUAACGUGGAAGCAGACUCAGAGGAGGAUGACACGGACGAUGCAGAGGACGAGGAAGGAGAGUUUGAAGGGCGGAAUAUGAUGGACCGUCUGCAAAACGAUCUGUUUGCAGACGACGAUGAAGAGGAGGACAACGACCUCACAACCUAUCAGAAACGUCAAGCAGCAUUGCAAGAACAGAUUACUGCUCUCGAGCAGGAGAACAUUAGCAAGAAGGACUGGACGUUGAUGGGCGAGGCGACUUCUCGCUCCCGACCUAGCAACUCUCUCCUCGAGGAGGACCUCGAGUUUGAGCGCGUGAUGAAGGCCGUCCCGGUUGUCACCGAGGAAGUUGUACAACGUCUCGAGGAUAGAAUCAAAGCUCGCAUCCUCGAGAACCGGUUCGACGACGUUGUCCGGCGCCGCGCAGUUGAUGAGAAGCCAUUCCUCCCUUCGCGUUUCUUCGAAUUGCAGGACACCAAGUCAAAGCAGUCGCUUGCGGAGAUCUACGAGGAUGAGUACACCUCCGCACAGACUGGCACUUCUACGGACGAUCGCGAUGGAAAGCUCAAGAAGGAGCAUGAGGAACUCGAGAAGAUCUGGGAAGGUAUUUCCUACAAACUCGACGCUCUUUCCAACGCACAUUUCACCCCCAAAGCUCCCAAAGCUACCAUCACCACCGUCACCAACGUUGCAUCCGCCAGCAUGGAAUCCGCGCUGCCUACAGCCAAAUCUGCCGCAACUAUGCUCGCGCCUGAGGAAGUCUAUCAGCCCGCAUCCGCGUCAGCUUUGCGAGCUAAGAGCGAACUCACGCCCGAGGAGAAGCGCACAAUGCACAACAAGCAUAAGAAGGCCCGGAGAAAAGCCCGUGAUGCGCUGGAAACCGGUGUAGACAAAUGGGCGAAGUUGAACGGGAAGAAGGGCGUCAAGGCGGAGAAGGAGGCUGCCCUGAAGUCCGUGGUCAAACAUGGCAAAGGCGUCACUGUGGUUGGCAAGAAGAGCCAAGACAGCAAGAAGGGUGGCAAGAAGGCGUAG